AUGGGACGAAACAAGCACUUAAGCACUAGGCGAAUGGCCAAGCCGGAUCCAUUGACCAUAAACCACCUGGUUAUCCUCACCUGCCUAAACGAAGAUAAAGUCGAAGUGGAGAAGCUCGCAAGGGUCAAGUCCACCGUCAGUCAGAAAGGCGGCCCGCUACCGGAUUUCCUAGGCGAGAUCGAAGUUGAACCCGACAAUGCCGAGCGGCGGGGGGCACGACAGGGAUUGAAGACCAAUCCCGCAGUAAGGGCGAUGUACAACAUCUUGGCGAACGAGGUGAAUAAGGCGGUGUCGAAGUCGCUGGGGUACAUCCCCCCUUCGGCGGUCUGUCAGCGAGCCCACUUCGCCAGCCUGUUUACAAAGACGCAUAUCCGCGAAGAAGCAACUUUGACGUCUACUCUGGUCAUCAGCGAGCCUGUAUGUCCGUGUACGGAAGACGGCUGCAAGAAAAUUCUAAAACGCAAGAGGCGCCGGAUCACAGCGAAAACAGGGAGUAUUAUUCCUUUGCUUCCUUUGUAA
This is a messenger RNA of Pleurotus ostreatus (oyster mushroom), 519 nucleotides long. RefSeq lists its product as uncharacterized. The record is from RefSeq and is a predicted model, not a curated record. Lineage: Eukaryota; Fungi; Basidiomycota; Agaricomycetes; Agaricales; Pleurotaceae. The coding region runs from base 1 to 519 and encodes 172 amino acids. The transcript has 3 exons.